GGCGAGUUCUUAGGGUGACCUGCCAAGAACCACAGCUGUUCGCGUUACUCAAACACCUGCGGACCAGCGGAACGCAGAAGUUGCAGAGAGUCACAAACAUGAAGUCCACACUCUUCUGUUUACUUGGGAUUGCGCUGGUGGGAACUGCCGUGGCGCAGGUGGUGAGUUUGGGCAAAGGAUGCAGCGAUGCGGAGGCCGAGAAGUGCGACCUGGAGUUCCUCACGUUUGGCUUCAGCUCCAAGCUGCCAGAUACCGCCUCCAAAAUGGCUGACUUCUGCAAGAAGCGAAUGAAGGCGCUGCAGUGCGCGCUGAACUACACCGACCGGUGCCUGCUGGGCUUCUACCGAGGCACCGCCUUCACCGCCAUCAACACCAUGCGAGAGGAGAACGACCGCAGGUGCAACACGACGCACGAGGAACACGCAGGUUUCCUCCAGCAUGCCAAGUGCUUGAACAAGGCCGGUGACUCCAUCCACAAGUGCAUCGUGAACUUCAAGAAGGAGUUCUUCACCACCGCCACGAAGGCUGAGAGGAAGAACCGCAUCCGCUACGGAUGCUGCGACUACACCAAGAUGUUCCAGUGCCGCGAGAAGAACCUCCGCGACAAGUGCGGCGACCCACAGGCCAUCCUGUUCGCUCGCAACGCGGGCGAGCACAUCCUGGGCAACGCGCUCAAGAUCUUCUGCGGCGGAUACAGCACCGAGUCCAAGUAUUGCAAGGCACUGCCCAAGCUCCCCAAGCUGCCCUCCAACACCAAGAUCCCCAAGAGCGUCAUGGUGCUGCUCAAGAUGUUCGCCACGCUAUAACCGCGGUGCGCACACGGGACGCACAUUUUCAUCAUCAUACCUUGUCCUCAUCUUCAUGGACAGGUAACCUCGCACGAAACCGAAAAAAGAAGGAAGCCUUGUUCCCAGUAAAAAAACGUAUCUAUAAGAGCGAGUUGUCUGGCU
Molecule: messenger RNA, 950 nt
Organism: Dermacentor silvarum
Lineage: Eukaryota; Metazoa; Arthropoda; Arachnida; Ixodida; Ixodidae
Exons: 5
Coding region: 99-806 (235 amino acids)
Source: RefSeq, a predicted model, not a curated record